Messenger RNA from Condylostylus longicornis, 351 nucleotides. RefSeq names its product probable splicing factor, arginine/serine-rich 7. Bases 1 to 351 code for a protein of 116 amino acids. The transcript has a single exon. NCBI's taxonomy places the organism in Eukaryota, Metazoa, Arthropoda, Insecta, Diptera, Dolichopodidae. The record is from RefSeq and is a predicted model, not a curated record.
AUGGAUAGACGUCAACGAAGGAUGGAUAGACGUCAACGAAGGAUGGAUAGACGUCAACGAAGGAUGGAUAGACGUCAACGAAGGAUGGAUAGACGUCAACGAAGGAUGGAUAGACGUCAACGAAGGAUGGAUAGACGUCAACGAAGGAUGGAUAGACGUCAACGAAGGAUGGAUAGACGUCAACGAAGGAUGGAUAGACGUCAACGAAGGAUGGAUAGACGUCAACGAAGGAUGGAUAGACGUCAACGAAGGAUGGAUAGACGUCAACGAAGGAUGGAUAGUCCGACGUUCGCGAACAUUCCUACAUGCAAUGAUGAUUCACCACUUCGUGCAAUCUUCACAAUCAAAUGA